AUGUCAAAUGCGUACACUUUCACGCGCCACGUUAUAAAUGAGCUGCGAUAUCGACUCCACUCCAUCCAUUUUCUGCAUCUCCUAAGGUACAAGUUCGGUCGGUCAUCCGUUUAUGUAAGACUGAGCUCAGCUAGCGUCUAUAUUAGACACAAGGCCUUAGAACGACAGUUUCCUUAUCUCCGCAUCCACAGGACAACUGUUGCUCCGCAGAAGCGACACAACCUUGAUGCAGGGCUGACUUCAAAUCGACGCUGCCUAUCAGCUUUGUGCCUCCACAGUGGCCUUUCUUUUGGCGUCUCCAUGUUGGCUGUGACCCGCGGAAUUCAGACUUUCAUAUUUUCGUGA
Messenger RNA from Protopolystoma xenopodis, 345 nucleotides. The record is from the annotation of a GenBank genome assembly. NCBI's taxonomy places the organism in Eukaryota, Metazoa, Platyhelminthes, Monogenea, Polystomatidea, Polystomatidae.